Puma concolor (puma) is the source of this 732-nucleotide messenger RNA. NCBI's taxonomy places the organism in Eukaryota, Metazoa, Chordata, Mammalia, Carnivora, Felidae. The record is from RefSeq and is a predicted model, not a curated record.
AUGGAGGAUGCGACCAGGACCUUUGGGAAAGGAAGCUGCCCCCCGGGGCCCGUCCCAGAGGGCCUGAUCCGCGUCUACAGUAUGAGGUUCUGCCCCUUUGCGCACAGGACGCGCCUUGUCCUCCGGGCCAAAGGCAUCAGACAUGAAGUAAUCAACAUUAACCUGAGAAACAAGCCUGAAUGGUACUAUACAAAGCACCCUUUUGGCCAAAUUCCUGUCCUGGAGAACAGCAAAUGUCAGUUGAUCUAUGAAUCUGUCAUCGCCUGUGAGUACCUGGAUGAUGCUUAUCCUGGAAGGAAGCUGUAUCCAUAUGACCCUUAUGAGCGGGCUCGCCAGAAGAUGUUAUUGGAGCUAUUCUAUAAGGUCCCACAUUUGACCAAGGAGUGUCUGGUGGCCAUAAGAUGUGGGAGAGAAUGUGCUGAUCUGAAGCUAGCCCUGCGUCAGGAAUUCUGCAACCUUGAAGAGAUUCUUGGCUAUCAGAACACCGUCUUCUUUGGUGGAGACUGUAUAUCCAUGAUCGAUUACCUCUUUUGGCCCUGGUUUGAGCGGCUGGAUGUGUAUGGAAUAGCUGACUGUUUGAACCACACGCCAGCUCUCCGGCUCUGGACAGCAGCCAUGAAGCAGGACCCCACAGUGUGCGCCCUUCUCAUAGAUAGGAGCAUUUUCCUGGGCUUCUUGAAUCUUUAUUUUCAGAACAACCCUGAUGCUUUUGAUUAUGGGCUAACUUGCUGA